AUGUCAACUACAUCAGAAGAUAAUUUAACAGAAAUAAUAAAUCAGAAAAAUGGUGUUAUUGAAGAUAAUAUCAGAGAUGAGAUGAUAUUAUAUGAGGAUUCCAAUGAAUGGGCAGAAAGAGGAUAUAUUAUCCGGAAAUCAAUUCCCGUUUUAUUGGCAUAUCUAUUAUUAUAUGCAUUACAAGUGAUUAGUGUAAUAUCACUAGGUCACUUG
This is a messenger RNA of Dentiscutata heterogama, 213 nucleotides long. NCBI's taxonomy places the organism in Eukaryota, Fungi, Glomeromycota, Glomeromycetes, Diversisporales, Gigasporaceae. The record is from the annotation of a GenBank genome assembly.